UGUUUCAACUCUGCAGAGCGUUUUAUUUGCAAAUACGGAAUUCCAGCUGUGCUAAAAUCACAAAUGAAUCUCUUAUCAGGUUUACUACAAGUGGGGGAAAAAUUACACCAUUUGGCAAGAAUAAAUUAUCUCGUUGUUACAAUUUCCAUUACAUAGGAGAAGUUGUAUCCCACAUUUGCAGGAUGUAUGACCACACAAUUCAGACUAAUAAAGCAGGGGCUCACUCUGUGUCAAACAAGAUACUUAUAACACCUGUAAUAACUAUGUAGUUAUUAUGGUAUCAGAGUUCCACUCUGUUAAAAGUGCUACAUUAAGGUGACAUGACAUCUCCAGGCUGAAGUGUUUGCAGUCUUUAAUCCCAACACAUACCGAUGACUACCUUGAUUCACUGGGAAGUUAAAAGGUGUUCAAAUAAAAGUUUGUGAAGUCAAGUCAGGCAUACAUCUUGUGAGGUCUUAGCUGCUCUUCAGAUAUCGAAUUCCUCUGAAUUGUUUUCACCAUUUUAUUAUUUAAACCUACCCAUCUAACAUACUACACCAUUGCUGACUUAAUAACACGUCUUUCACAUUGCCCACUUGUCUUCAAAAGCAGUUUCCAAACCAUCGCGUAUCCAAUUGCCCUAUUCAUGUUUAUUUUACUACUUCCUGUCUCCUUUUGCUCUGCAACCUUCUCCAAUGGUUGAAAUUACUUCUAAGACGUAUCCAAGCGUGGGUUUUUUUCCCUUGCAGCCGCACUCGGGAUAGCCAGCAGAUACUCAGAUAGCAGAACGCGCCUGAAGAUAAGCUCCUCUUGCCCUGCUUUUGAGGAUUCCCUUAACCCGCGUCUCUUCCGCAGUAGCACAGCGCAGGGAUAAGAGGUACCGCAUGCUGAGAAGUUCAACUUUUGUCACUAUUGGAUAUUAUUUUUCAACGUACCAGCGGGGUCAGCCCGCUGUGCAGCAGGGCCCGGGGAACGCCGGCUCUACCCACGGGAACGGCCCCUGUUCAAACCCCGCCGGGCCUGGCGAGGGUAGCGCGGCGGGAAGCCUCCCGGUGUGCCCCCCCCCCCCCCCCCGGGCAGCCCUGGAGAAGCAGAGCCGGGGCACGUUUCCGCGACAGCGGCCGAGCGGCUCCGCCCCGGGGCGGGGAAGAGAGGGGAGGGCUGAGGGGGAGAGGGACCCUUUCGUGCCCCGGAACCUUCCUGCCGCUCCUCUUGUUCCCUGCCGGCGCGGCCGCCGGUCGCCAUGGCAGCGGGGCGGUGGGGCUGGGGGCUGGCGGCGCUCGCGCUGGUGCUCGCGCUGCUUCUCGACGGCGCGCGCCGCCUGCGGCGCCGUUACGCGGCCGCCGGGGCUCGCGCCUCCCUGAGGGGAAGGGGACGGGGAAUGGCGGCUGGCGCCCGCGCGUUGCUGGUGACGGCGCACCCUGAUGACGAAGCGAUGUUCUUCGCCCCCACGCUGCUCGGCUUGGGCCGGGCCGGCGUCCGCGCCGCGGUGCUGUGCUGCUCCGCAGGAAAUUAUUACAAUCAAGGAGAGAUUCGUAAGAAAGAACUGGAACAGAGUUGUUUUCUUCUGGGGAUUCCAGCUUCCGAUGUAGCAGUCAUUGAUCACAGGAAUCUUCCAGAUAGUCCUGCUGUUGAAUGGGACACACAGCUCCUCGCCGCCUUUGUGCUAAAGCAUAUAGAAGCCAAUAACAUCGACCUGGUGGUAACCUUUGAUGCGGGAGGAGUGAGUGGUCAUGCUAACCACAUUUCUCUUUACACUGCUGUAAGAGAGAUCUUCUCCAGAGCUCCCCCUGCCUUCCCCAGGCAUGAGAAGAACUCUUUGCAAGUAUAUCUUGUAUUUUUAGCACCCAUUUGUUUCCUGAAUCAUCUGUGCAAUUCAAAUAACUGUCUGGCUUUCCUUGCUAACAACAUCACUGUGAUUUGCCUUUCUCACUUGCUUAGAGAAAGCCGCAGUGCCACAAAACCUGUGCUGUGACCUACUGAGCUCCUCUGGGAAGACGCUGAAAGUCUUUGAUGAUAUCUGAUUGCUGGAAUUCAGUGUUAGAGGGAAUCAUGGCUUUUUCCAGCAACCUCUGAAAUAGCCUAACAGAAGGAAAGGGGGUGGAGUUGAAGCAGUGUGUUUGUUUGGGCUAAGCAGGAAGAUGCUUUCUGGCGUGGUGUUAUUGGAGGGGUGAGGAACAGAGAGUGAUGACCGAUGGUCACACCAUUGGCACAGAGGGACUAGAGAGCUUCCAGCUGCCUGGACCUCUGUUUGCUCAGUCAAUUGCUUAAUGGCCUGCAAAUAGGAAUGGAGGGCAGACUGGUAGGUGUCCCCCUACACCCUGAAGAGAUACAGGGAAAACAAUGUAGCAGCUGAAUUAUGUAUAAGGAAGUUAAGGAAAACUCUCAGUUUUGAUCCCAGCUCUACCACUGUCACACUUUGUGGCCGUGCAGAAACCACUUUCCCACCUUCAUGCUUUAGGUUUCCUGUGUGUGCAGUGGGGAUGUUAACCCUCUUCUCAUCUCAGAGUAUGUUACUGAGAAGUAUUCAUUACCUGCAAGCCCCUUGAGCUCAGACCUUCG
Molecule: messenger RNA, 2541 nt
Organism: Tyto alba (common barn owl)
Lineage: Eukaryota; Metazoa; Chordata; Aves; Strigiformes; Tytonidae
Gene: PIGL
Product: phosphatidylinositol glycan anchor biosynthesis class L
Exons: 5
Coding region: 1223-1954 (243 amino acids)
Biological process (GO): GPI anchor biosynthetic process
Cellular component (GO): endoplasmic reticulum
Molecular function (GO): N-acetylglucosaminylphosphatidylinositol deacetylase activity
Source: RefSeq, a predicted model, not a curated record